CUGUUGUAGAGCUCAUAUUGCAUGUGGACUAAAGAACAACCUGACCUGAUUCCUCUGUGGGCCUGCAGCACUCUGACUGAGACUGAGACCUGCUACAGCUAAUGUCAGUUAGCCUGCACUGAAAUUAACCAGCCAUGGCUGAGAGAGCCAGUCCGACUGAUCCUGGGGAGGAAGAAGAGGAGCUGGGAGAAGACAAAGACACUCACACCCAUGCUGAUCAGCAGGAAGACACUGUCCCAGAGCAGGACCACCUGGACGAGGAUCAGCAGCAUCCAAACCAGCCUGAGGAGGACCAUGAAUGUCCAGGCUGCCAGUCUUUGGGUGUGCUGACGCUGCCCUGUGGACACAAACUCUGUCAGUCAUGUAUCCAAGUGAGCCAGGAGGAGCUUGGUCAGACCGGCUGCACCAUCUGCUACGGAUCCCAACUGAUGGACUCAGUCCUGCGCUCUCUCCUGGAGACUCUGUUCCAGGGACAGCCCAGGAGAAGAGGAGUCACACCUGGAACAGGAGGGGAGGGCAUCCUGGCAGGGGAUUAUGGAGGGAAAGCUGAGGAAGAGGAAAUGUGUGUGCAGCAUGGAGAGAUGCUGAAUGUGUUCUGUCUGGAGGAAGAGGAGCCAAUCUGCUCACAGUGUGAGACAGAUGAGCAUGAAGACCAUCAGAGCUGCUCCAUUCAAGAGGCCAUCCUCGACUGUAAGGUCAGACAUCAGAUUCAGGACGCUGACCUAAAUAGUUUGGCUAAGUUGCAGCAGCAGGAAUGAAAAGAGCCUUCCAUGAACCUCAUAUCACAGUCUGUCUGAGUCUGUAUUUUUGGGCGAUGUCUUUAUUGGUUGGGGAAGGGCUCUCUUAUGACCAAUGCAAACUUAUGUGACAUUAUCCAAUGGGAGCACAGAGUCUUCUGCUUAUGUACGAAGGUCAAAAGUGUGAACAAACAAACUGUAAAGUGAAAGAAGAGAGAUGAAGUUAGAGGGAUGUUGUCUAGCUCUGGAGACAGCAUCCCUGCCUUUAUGAUGUGUUGUCUGACGGUCCUCUUUGCAGGCAUCAUCUAGUAUCUUGGUCUGGUUUCACAAAGUUAUCAGAGAUGCCCAUCUUCAGUUUAUAUAUUUCUGCAUGUUAAUUAUUUGCAGAUCACACUCCUCAUGCAUAUUACAAUGCAUUUGAUGUUUUGUCUGCAGAGAGAGCUGAGGUCUGCAAUCAGAAACCUGCAGGAGCAGCUGGACAGUUUAACAACUAUCAAACAAACCUGGGAGGACUCUUCAGCUCACAUUAAGGUUCUGCAAAUGGGAGGAUUUGUAGUUUUCAAAAUGUCAUUGUAGACAUUAAAUAAACCCUCUAACGUGAUAUUUUCUAAUUUGCUGUCAGAGCCAGUUGGUCCAAACAGCUCAGUUCUUAAGAGAGGAGUUUGAGAAGAUGCAUCAAUUCCUCAGUGAAGAAGAGGCCUCUCUGAUGUCCCAACUCAAACAGGAAGAAGAAGAGAAGAGUCAGAAGAUGAAAGAAAAGAUCGACAGGAUCAGUGACGAUAUACACGUGCUGACGACCAGUAUCAGAGAGACUGAAGAGGCCAUGGGCUUAGAUGACCUGGUCUUUCUAAAGGUAAUAAGCAGAAACUCACAGACUGUCACUCUUUACCAUUCUGAUGGGGAGAACAUGUGUCUACAUGCAGGUGGCUAUUAUCCAAAAACUUUAGGUUCAUGAGUUUGUUCUGGAGUUCUUCUUUUUUUGGGGAGGUUUGAAUCUGCUGUCAAUUCUCUGCUCUCCAUGACUAGAGUAAACUCACAGAUAACCUGUAUCUCCUCCAUCUCUUACAGAACUACAAGAAGGCCUGUGAAAGGUGAGUCUCUUCAGAUCAUUCAAUGCUUAGUGCAUUUUCAUCAACCUUUAUUGUUUGUUCUAAAACACUUCAGCAAUGCAUUUUCUUUUAUUUCCCCCUUUUUUUAAGCUGCAAACCUCAACCAUUCCCAGUUUUCUACCUUUGAGUUAGUUCACAGAACAUUCAUCCACAUAUAUUGUCCAAAUAAAAAUAAUUACAUUUUUAAAACCAUCUUGAAACAGCUAAGACAGGCGAUCUUUAGUCCCUGUUUUUGUCUCAGAGCUCAGCACAGGGUAGAGGAGCCUGAGGAGGAAUCUGGAGCGCUGCUGGAUGUUGCCAAACACCAGAGCUGUGUGCAAUACGACGUCUGGGACAAGAUGCAGAAGAUCAUCCAGUACUGUGAGCAAAAUCCUGAUCCUGUGUGCAUGAAAAACACAUCUUAUUUCAUCAUUCAGUUCCACUUUUAUGAGCAUAGAUGACUGUGUAAGUUAGGUGGCUUUUGUUACCAAAAAAACUAAAAAGGAUCCAAGAUUAACUGGACCUCAGUAAGCCAAACCCUCUUCCUGCUGCUACCUGGAUUUUGCAGUGAUGAGGGCCAGCCAGCUCUGACCCCCUUGUGUGGUUAUGUAGACAAAAUCAAGGAAGAGCACGGAAAUACUUUAUCAUCAUCAUCAAGAGCCUGUUUCCACUGAUAACAUUGUAUGUGUUCUCAGUACCCAGAAUCCUCAGUUUUAGAGCUCUCCUUACCAGUGCUUACUGAAAGUUGUCUUGCAGUUUCCACUUCUUUGGUGGUGACCAUGAUGUCUGCAUGCUUCAUAUUAACUUUUCUUAAUGUACAUGUUCCUCAUUUGUAGCAGUUUUAGACGUGGUAGUUGUACCCUUGAACAGACUAGUCCAGAAGGUUUCUCAUCUGCAUUUCUUGUUGACGAAGCUGGCAUCAGAAGUCCCGCCCCUUUUGAUGUUAUCUGAUCAGUGAUGGAGAAGUGGCAUUGAUGAGCAUAGUGGUGUUCAAAAAAUUGAAUUAAUCUAAUCUAAUUGGUAGAGAAAAUAUGCACUACUGACAUAAAAAAAUACCAUCAGUGGACAAAAACCUUUACUGUUUACUGUUUUUUUACUCAGGUUGUAAAUGGGCGCACAAGGCGACCACUUGACAACCCAGUUGAAAUUCAUCCAGAAGCCAUCAAGUUUGGCACUUUGGUAGUUGCCAUCUUGGUCCAUUGGAGCCAGAAGUGAUGAUGUUUGAGUGAACAGCUGGCUGUGUUGUGCUUCCAUCCUGGUAGCUGAGCCAUGUUGGUAGUAGCAUAAACGAUUUUAGAACCAUCUCACUCUUCCUUUUCAGACAUCUUUGUGCCCCCUCACUGCUCAGCUCAUUUUGUCUGGAUUUCUGCACAUCCUCAACAAGCUUGUGGAUACAGACCAAAAGCUGCAGUACCACUGAGAACAGUGGGAGCUGUGCAGCUAACAGUUCCAACCAUCACCUUUGUAAAGUUCCAAAAACGUAACCCCCUUGCCAUAUGGCGUCCACCACUAACAACACUGCCUCUGAUUUUUCCCUUUUUUUUUUUUUUAAACAAAUGCAUAAUUAUUCCCUUCUAUGUUGCCUUGCUUGUUGUUGUCAUAAAGUUUUGACCGGUCUCCUCUUUCUUCUUUAGGGUUACUUUUAGGUCUAAGUGGCUCCUCCACUUCUUGUGGUUUGAGGUAGCCAGACCUGCAUGUUUUGGUUUGUCAAGAGCGGCUAAUACUGUAUUGGAAAUCCUUCACUGUCCAUGAAUGUCUCAACAGAAAGAGCCCCUUUGUUGGCAUCUGUCGCCGGAAACAUUCAUAUUUCUAUUUCGUUACUUUUCUCUCGGUGUCUGUUGUCAAAUUUAGAGCCAUAAUUCACCCUUUCAAGCAGAUGUUUUAAUUCCCUGUCUGAACUAGAAGCUGUGUGUCUUAAGGUUGUUGAUUUUAGUCUGUAUUUUCUUGACUUACUUAUCAUCCUUGUCGUCCUCAGUUCCAGUGACCAUGGACCCAAACACAGGCUCUGUGUGUCUUGGCGUGUCCCCUGACCUCUCCAGUGUGUUUGUUUGUGAGAAGCAGCCUCUCCCAGAAAACCCAGAGAGGUUUGUGAGCCCACAGAGUAUCCUGGGUUCGGACGAGUUCACCUCAGGGAGGCACAGCUGGGAGGUGGAGGUGGGAGACAACAGUCACUGGUCUCUGGGUGUGGCUAUUGAGACGAUCCGUAGAAAGGACUGGUCUGACUCAGAGCGGAACGUGACCCCUGCGUUAGACUCAGAUCCAGACCCUGGUGGUGGUCUGUGGACUGUUUCCCUUUCCUCUGGAGAGUACCAGGCCUCCCCUGGUCACAGCGCCUCCCUCAGACUGAGACGAAAGCCACGCAGAGUCAGGAUCCAGCUGGACUGGGAGAGAGGCUGCCUGACUUUCUCUGACGCCAGUGACAACACCCUGAUCCAUCGUUUCAAACAACAGUGGAGCGGCACAUUGAGACCCUACUUCUCCACCACCUGCUCCAAACACCCUCUGAAGAUCUCAGCUGGGAAGGUGACUGUUACUGUGGACUAGCAACAAACCAGUAUUUCUGUAUCUCAGCUCUGGCUGUAAAACACUGUGUACACUAUGUGCGUCCUGCAGAUUGCACUGAUUUUUGUAGAAGGAUAAUGCCUCACAGGGUUAUUGUGCAAUAUCUUGGAAUGACGAUAUGCUUUAUUGCUUAAUCAGAGCCGAUCAAGUAGAUCAUCAUUGCCAAACUUGUGCAGCAGUUUUCACCUGCAAGUAAAACUAUUGACUCAUUUGUCUAUCUCUCACCUUAUUUUCAUUCAGUUAAAUAGAAAUGAAUUGAAAAAUGAAAAAGAUUAAUGUGCUUUUUAGUUCAUUGUGUGUGCACCACUUUUGUCACAAUAAAGUAUCAGGCUGCACUCUGCAGCAGCAAAACUGCCACUCCAUCUGUAACACAGCCAGCAUGGUAACCAUAAAACUGUAAACUAGUCAACCACAUUUAGGUUAGACCUGGAGCAUAACUGGAGGAACAGAGAGACAGAAAGU
Xyrichtys novacula (pearly razorfish) is the source of this 4849-nucleotide messenger RNA. The record is from the annotation of a GenBank genome assembly. NCBI's taxonomy places the organism in Eukaryota, Metazoa, Chordata, Actinopteri, Labriformes, Labridae.